AACUCUACCCCAGAUUCAGAGGUGGUGACUUACCGGGUGUAGUUGAACCGGGGUAACUUUAGGGGUCUCUACUGAAUUCAACAAGGAUACCGGGUAUUUUCUGAUUUCAGACAGCGCUAGUGGGAUAAUUCAACAUGGUGGUAGUGGCAGCAGGGACCGGGGGAGCACAUAAGGUGCUCCUCAUAUCCGGGAAGCAGAGCGGCUCCUCCGGCGGCUCACAGCCGGGCUACAGCCGACCCCUAUCCGUCGUUUUACCGUCACUUUCCAGCCAAGUGUCGUCGGACUCAGACUCCGGCAGCUCAGCGGGGCCGCCGAUACGGAAACGGCAGAGACUCACACACUUGAGUCCGGAAGAGAAAGCACUUCGCAGGAAACUCAAGAACAGAGUCGCAGCUCAGACGGCCAGAGACAGGAAAAAGGCCAAAAUGGGGGAACUAGAACAACAAGUCCUAGAGCUGGAGCUUGAGAAUCAGAAACUUCACAUUGAAAACAGGCUUCUUCGGGAAAAGACGGGUGGCCUACUGACAGAAAAUGAGGAACUGAGACAGAGGCUCGGGUUGGACACCCUUGACUCAAAAGAGAAGGUGCAGGUUCCAUUGUCCACGGGGAAUGAUUCAAGUUUAGGGGUCGGGUCUUCUGAGCGCAGUACUCAGGCUAUGUGUGCCUCCGCAGCAGGUACAGGCCCAGCAGUCCCUAAAUCUGAAGACUUCUCAAUGGAUACAGAUGGUUCUGACACUACAGACAAUGAGUCUGAUUUGUUACUGGGCAUUCUGGACAUCCUUGACCCAGAGCUGUUCCUCAAGUCAUGUGAGCAGGAGUGCCAGGAGCCGCAGGUGCUGCUGGUCGGAGGGGGGGACCCAGUACCUGCCACCACACCUGAGGCUCUGGGGGCCCCAUCAGUUAAGCUGGAGGCCCUUAAUGAACUGAUCCACUUUGACCACAUUUACACCAAGCCCGUGGAGGAGGUUGAUGAUGCGCAGUGCAGCGACUUGGAGAGCGACACGGAGGAGAAGAUGGACGAGGCUGCCUUCCCUGUUACGGAGGUGGUGGUUGAGGAGGAGACCGUCUCCAUCAAAGAUGAGCCAGAGGAAGUGGUCAUCCCCAGCUGUAAUAGUCACAGUCAGGUGGAUGAGUUUUUCUCUGCGGCCUCUUCCCCAGCCUUCAGUGCCCCCCUUGAUAAGGAAGUUUGCCUUGCGGACACCUACAGCGACUCUGGAUACGAAGGGCCCCCUUCCCCUUUCAGCGACAUGUCCUCUCCCUUGUGCUCGGAGAGCUCCUGGGAGGACAUGUUUGCCAAUGAACUUUUCCCUCAGCUUAUCAGUGUCUGAAUUCAACCCCAGCAACUUCUAAUGUAAUCCAGCUAAUAAGUAGUGUUUUAUUGCAAUUAAGCACAAGAUGCUUCAGAAUAACUUAAAAAAAAACAACAACACACCACCCACUUAUGUGUGGGCUAAAGUUAAGCACAUAAUCUCCUUGUAUUACAGCAGGUCUGUACCACUGAUACUGCAUUGACUUGUGGGAUAUGGAGUUUAUGCAGACUUAAUUUUAGCUCCACUUAAUUUACUGUAUAGGAUCUAAGAUUGGAUACAAAUCUUUCAACUGCCAUUCAAAAGGGGGAAAUGUGGAUUCAGUAUUUUUGUGAAUUUGUCAGGGGGAUGGGGGGCUGAACAUCUAAAUAUUUUAUUUAUUUGUAUUCUCUGCUUCAGAGUCGUUGUAUGUUUGCAUGUAUAAAGGCCAUCUUCUAAUUUGUCUGCCGCUCUCCUUGUAGUCUAAUUACUGCAAUAAAAAAACUUUUUGCAUUGCA
This is a messenger RNA of Solea senegalensis (Senegalese sole), 1804 nucleotides long. It is a transcript of the gene xbp1, whose product is annotated as X-box binding protein 1. Gene Ontology annotation, molecular function: RNA polymerase II transcription regulatory region sequence-specific DNA binding; DNA-binding transcription factor activity, RNA polymerase II-specific. Lineage: Eukaryota; Metazoa; Chordata; Actinopteri; Pleuronectiformes; Soleidae. Gene Ontology annotation, cellular component: nucleus. The record is from RefSeq and is a predicted model, not a curated record.